UUUAUAUUCUACACUAACGCAAACCAUGUAUUCGAUGCAGGUUGUCAGCCGCGUAUUGCUCGGUUCAAAGGUGCCCACCCGAUCGUUGCUAUCCAUGCGGCCAAUCUGCGGAUCAACAAUGCUCUCGCCACACCAACCCAAAUGUUUUCCGUUUGCCAUUAUGUCCUUCUCUAGCAGCAGCAGCAGCAGCAGCAAGGGGUUCCACACAUCGGCGCAAUCACUUUACGCCGAGAGAAAACCAGAAUUGUCAACAGAGGCAAACCCACCAGCAACAUCAGCCGUCCCCUCUUCUGUUCAGCAGCAGCAUGUGCAGCCGGAUGCCAGCAUCCCUAUUAAGCUGCCAAUGUACGACAUGCCAAUGUCCAAGCAGGUGCGGCACCUGCGGAUGGUUUUCCUCGUCAACGUAUUCUGCUCAACAGCGAUCAGCCUCUGGGUGCGCCUCGACGACGUCUACACGGUGCUCGCAGCUGGCGGAAUAAUGACUGCCGGAUUCAUCCCCCUGGUGCUUGUCCAACUAAUGUACCGCGACCAUAUCCGCAGCAUCCGUAUCCUCGGGAACCUCAGCAAAAAGGCCCUACAGCAGGUACGGCGCGCUGAAGCAUCUGGCGAGAGCCAGAUUGAGUUCCCUGUGACGAACGAUACGCCGUUGUUGAUUGAGAAAUUCAGCCUGACUGGGAGUGAUCCGAAGACCCCAGUUUAUGUGCGAGAUUUGAGACCGGGCCCGUCGCGCAAGCAUAGUGUGCAGUGGGUGUAUCGCCCCGAGUUUGGGUUGCCGACGAGGUUUAGGAUUUCGAAGAAGGUCAUUCAGUUCCAUCCGGAUGUCAGGGCCCUAGAUACGCUGAUUCGAGAGAACGCGGAGCUUGGGAUCACCGGCGAAACCAGCGUAAAGAGGGCAAAGAAGCUGCGCAAGAAGAUGCUGGGCCGCAACGAACAAGAAGACAAAUAAUAUUUUAAAU
Kickxella alabastrina is the source of this 956-nucleotide messenger RNA. RefSeq lists its product as uncharacterized. The transcript is spliced from 2 exons. Bases 26 to 946 code for a protein of 306 amino acids. The record is from RefSeq and is a predicted model, not a curated record. NCBI's taxonomy places the organism in Eukaryota, Fungi, Kickxellomycota, Kickxellomycetes, Kickxellales, Kickxellaceae.